AUGAUUGGUCCAACAAUUCAAGACGAUCUUUUUUCUCUCGUACUCAGAUUUCGAUUUCAUAAAUAUGUAUUAACCGGCGACAUCGAGAAAAUGUACCGUCAAUUUUGGGUACGAGAAGAAGAUCGAAAAUAUCAACAAAUUUUAUGGCGUGACGAAACCGAUAAAAUAACCAGAUUUCAGUUGAAUACCGUUACCUUUGGGCUAUCUGCAGCUCCAUUUUUAGCCAUCCGAAGUCUGCAUCAGCUCGCACGAGAUCACGAAGAACAGUAUCCACAAGCUGCUCGAAUCUUGUUGCGAGACAUGUACGUAGAUGACCUUUUGACUGGUUUCGAUUCUUUAGCCGACGCUCAAUCAAUCCAAAGAGAACUCAUUGAAUGCUUAAAACGAGGCGGUCUUAAUAUCCGUCAGUGGGCAUCUAAUGAUCCUGAGCUGCUCAGACAUCUACCGAAGGAAUCAAUUAAUCAGAAAUUGUUCAUCAAUGACAACAAAACUCUGAAAACUCUUGGAGUAUUUUGGAAUUCAGAAACCGACACCAUUAACUAUUCCCACAAGAUUUCAAGCGAGAAAAAACCAGUCACAAAGAGAGAAAUACUCUCCGACAUUGCAUCCAUAUUUGAUCCACUAGGUUUACUAGGCCCAACCACCUUAACUGCGAAACACGUGAUGCAGCAACUCUGGGCAGCAGGUAUAGAAUGGGAUGAAUCGGUACCCACAAAUAUUUACACGCAAUGGGUCAAGUAUUACCAACAACUACCUCUUCUAAAUAAUAUACAUUUCAAACGUCACGUAGUAAUACAUGAUAUGAGCAAUUUAGAGAUUCAUGGAUUCGCCGACGCUAGCAGUAUUGCUUACGGAGCCUGCCUUUAUGUUAGGUCAACCAAUGUGCAUGGCCAAAUUAAAACGCAACUACUUUGUUCGAGAUCUCGAGUGGCUCCACUGAAAACUAUCAGUAUACCAAGGCUGGACCUUUGUGCGGCUCUAACACUCGUGGAGCUAUACAAUUCAGUGCAGAAGGCCAUAAGGUUCGAUCCUUCACGAGUCGUUCUAUGGUCAGACUCAAUGAUUACCCUACACUGGAUCAGUAAAUCACCACACCUGUUACAAACCUUCGUGGCUAACAGAGUCACCGAUAUCCAGAAGGGGACCAAAAAUUGUGAAUGGAGGCACAUUGGGUCAGCCGAUAACCCAGCAGACGCACUCUCCCGAGGUCAGCUACCUGCAGACUUCACUAACAAUGCGCUGUGGCAGGUAGGACCCACGUGGUUGAACGGUCCAGAAGAAGAAUGGCCGAAGAACUUAGAUAUUUUUCCAGGGACCGAAGAAGAAUUUAAAACCUGCCUCAACAUCACCAUCGAUGAGGGCAUCCUCAAUAAAUUCUCCUGCAUUCAUAAGGCUGAAAGAAUUAUUGCCCUCUGUCUACGGUUCAUGAAAUCAUGUCGCAAAAAGACCAACACUCCCAAGGGGCCACUCUCUGUUGACGAGCGGAAUGAGGCUAGAUUGAAAAUGAUAAAGAUGGCUCAAGUACUUUCCCUUCCCAACGACUUGAAGCAAAGGCCGUCUGAUCUCAAGAAAACCAAGCAAAAAUACAUGUCUCAAUUAAACGCAUUCAUCGACGAUUAA
Diachasmimorpha longicaudata is the source of this 1620-nucleotide messenger RNA. RefSeq lists its product as uncharacterized. The transcript has a single exon. The record is from RefSeq and is a predicted model, not a curated record. The coding region runs from base 1 to 1620 and encodes 539 amino acids. Lineage: Eukaryota; Metazoa; Arthropoda; Insecta; Hymenoptera; Braconidae.